AUGCCUGGAAAAAUGAGUAAAUUGAAUCAGUUGCACGUUUUAAGUUCCUUUGUCGUUGGCAAGCACGAAGACAAUGGAACCCAGGAGUUAGGAGGGCUGGUAAAUCUUCAUGGAUCCCUUGAGAUUAAGAAGUUGGAGAAUAUUGUUGGUGUGAAAGAAGCAAAGCGGGCAAAGAUAAUGGAUAAGAAGCACAUUGAUGCAUUAUGUUUGGAAUGGUCUUCAAGUGAUGAUUUGGUUUCAAGUACACAAAAAGAAAGAGACAUCCUUGAUAACUUGCAAGCGCAGAAUGGGUUGAAAGAGUUGAAAAUCAAGGGAUACAAGGGUACAAUAUUUCCAGAUUGGUUGGGGAACUGUUCCUACCAAAACAUGACACGUGUAUCUCUAAAAUCUUGCAAGAAUUGCUGCAUGCUGCCUUCACUUGGACAGCUGCCAUCUCUCAAGUCCCUGCGCAUUCGAGGUUUCGAUCAGCUGAGGAGUAUUGGCUACAAGUUUUACAAGAAUGAAGGAGCUCAUAAUUCUUUGCAUAUUGCACCAUUUCCCUCACUCGAGUGUUUGGAGUUUGAUAACAUGCCAUUUUGGGAGGUGUGGCAUGUAUCUGAGUCGGAAACUUUUCCUCAACUUAGGAAGCUCGAUAUAACAAAUUGCCCAAUGUUAAAUGAAGAGAUGCGUAAUCAGGUAUUUUUCAGAAUAGUUUCUUCUUUGUCGGAUGUUUCCAAAGUUCGCAAACUACGUAUAAGCGACGACUUUACCGAGGCCAUGUUUGUUGAUGGGGAUACUUUAAGAAUUAGGGGACGUGAAUCUCUGAUGGACUCUGCAUUGAUGACAAUGAUCAGCAUCAACCAUCUACGUUGCCUCCAAGAAAUACACAUCUUGAACUGUAGAGAUCUGAAAUUCCCGGAACAACAGCAGCAGAAGUAUGAUUUGGUAGAGCUACUAAUAGACAGCUGUGAUUCACUGACCUCCUUGUCGUUGGAUGUCUUUCCCAUUCUCAAGAAUCUCCAGAUAUCAUGGUGUAUGAAUCUGGAAUCAGUGUCAAUGUCAGAGGCACCACACGCUGCUCUUCAACGUCUCUCCAUUGCUUUCUGCGACAACUUAGUGUCAUUUGCAGGAGAAGGACUGGCUGCACCCAACCUAACUAAUCUAAGCCUCAUGGAAUGCGUGAAAUUGGAGGCAUUACCACGUGACAUGAAGAGUCUACUCCCAAGUUUACAUUCUCUCGAGAUAUAUGGUUGCCCAAAAAUUUGCAGGAUGCCAGAGGGUGGUUUGCCGCCUAACUUGAAAUCACUUGCUGUGGGAUUUUGCGAGCAACAAACGAGGGAUCUAUCAUGGAUAGGCAACUUGGACGCCCUCACUCAUCUCACCAUUUCUGGUUUUGGGUGUGAGAGCAUAAUAAAGUGA
This is a messenger RNA of Arachis stenosperma, 1398 nucleotides long. RefSeq names its product putative disease resistance RPP13-like protein 1. NCBI's taxonomy places the organism in Eukaryota, Viridiplantae, Streptophyta, Magnoliopsida, Fabales, Fabaceae. The record is from RefSeq and is a predicted model, not a curated record. The transcript has a single exon. Bases 1 to 1398 code for a protein of 465 amino acids.